GCGCGCGGGCAAGCGGGCUGAGCUGGGCACUGCGCGGGGGCACACCGCUCGGGGGACCCAGGCCCCGCCACCUUCCCUCCGCCCCAGGCUCUGUUCUCACUUUUGAGCAGUGGAAGGACGGGAAGCGGGAGCCAUGCAGUCGGAAUCGGGGAUCGUGCCGGAUUUCGAAGUCGGGGAGGAGUUUCACGAAGAGCCCAAAACCUAUUACGAACUCAAAAGUCAACCUCUGAAGAGCAGCAGUUCCGAGGAGCAUCCUGGGGCCUCCAAGCCUCCGAUAAGCUCCUCCAGUAUGACAUCACGCAUCUUGCUACGCCAGCAACUCAUGCGUGAGCAAAUGCAGGAGCAGGAGCGCAGGGAGCAGCAGCAGAAGCUGCAGGCGGCCCAGUUCAUGCAACAGAGAGUGCCAGUGAGUCAGACCCCGGCCAUAAACGUCAGCGUGCCCACCACCACCCUUCCCUCUGCCACCCAGGUGCCGAUGGAAGUCCUCAAGGUGCAGACCCACCUCGAAAACCCCACCAAGUACCACAUACAGCAAGCCCAAAGGCAGCAGGUAAAGCAGUACCUUUCUACCACUUUAGCAAAUAAACAUGCCAACCAAGUCCUGAGCUUGCCAUGUCCAAACCAGCCUGGCGAUCAUGUCAUGCCACCAGUGCCGGGGAGCAGCGCACCCAACAGCCCCAUGGCUAUGCUCACACUUAACUCCAACUGUGAAAAAGAGGGAUUUUAUAAGUUUGAAGAGCAAAACAGGGCGGAAAGCGAAUGCCCAACUAUGAACACACAUUCACGAGCGUCAUGCAUGCAGAUGGAUGAUGUAAUUGAUGACAUCAUUAGCCUAGAAUCAAGUUAUAAUGAAGAAAUCCUGGGCUUGAUGGAUCCUGCUUUGCAGAUGGCAAAUACGUUACCUGUCUCUGGAAAUCUGAUUGAUCUUUAUGGCAACCAAGGACUGCCACCCCCAGGCCUCACCAUCAGCAACUCCUGUCCAGCCAACCUUCCCAACAUAAAAAGGGAGCUCACAGCGUGUAUUUUUCCCACAGAAUCUGAAGCGAGAGCAUUGGCCAAAGAGAGGCAAAAAAAGGACAAUCACAACUUGAUUGAAAGAAGAAGACGAUUUAACAUAAAUGAUCGCAUUAAAGAACUAGGUACUUUGAUUCCCAAGUCCAAUGAUCCAGACAUGCGCUGGAACAAGGGAACCAUUUUGAAAGCCUCUGUGGACUAUAUUCGAAAGUUGCAACGAGAACAGCAACGUGCAAAGGAACUUGAAACCCGACAGAAGAAACUGGAGCAUGCCAACCGGCACCUGUUGCUCAGGAUACAGGAACUUGAAAUGCAGGCUCGAGCUCAUGGACUUUCGCUCAUCCCAUCCACGGGCCUCUGCUCUCCAGAUUUGGUGAAUCGGAUCAUCAAGCAAGAACCCGCUCUUGAGAACUGCAGCCAAGACCUCCUUCAGCACCACGCAGACCUCCCUUGUACGACGACACUCGAUCUCACAGAUGGCACCAUCACCUUCAACAACAACCUUGGAGCCGGGACCGAAAGCAACCAGGCCUAUAGCGUCCCCACGAAAAUGGGAUCCAAACUGGAAGACAUCCUGAUGGAUGACACUCUUUCUCCCGUUGGCGUAACUGACCCACUCCUUUCGUCGGUGUCUCCCGGAGCCUCCAAAGCCAGCAGCCGAAGGAGCAGCAUGAGCAUGGAAGAAACCGAGCAUGCUUGUUAGCAGGCCCUCCCUGCUCUGCGCUGUCCAAAACUGCUUCCUUUCUUGAUUCGUAGGUUUCAUAAUUUACCUGAAGGGGUUUUCUUGAUAAUUUUCCUUUAAUAUGAAAAAAUUUUUUUUCAUGCUUUAUCAAUAGCCCAGGAUAUAUUUUAUUUUUAGAAUUUUGUGAAACGGACUUGUAUAUUCUAUUUUACAACUACAAAUGCCUCCAAAGUAUUGUACGAUAAGUGUGCAGUAUCUGUGAACUGAAUUCACCCCGGACUCUAGCUUUCUGAGCAAGAGGAUUUUUGCAUCAGAGAAAUUUCUGUCCAUUUUUAUCCAGGGGAGACUUGGUUUGAGAUUUUUAUGCCUGUGACAUCUUUGGAAAUUAAAUGUCAAGCUUAAUCGAAAGAAUGUAAACCAACCAAAUAAAAGAAACCCAGAGAGAAAGAGAUUGAGGAAAGAGAAGAAGAAAAGAAAUCCACACUAACCCUUUUUUUUAAUUUGUAAAUGUAUUGAUUCUUUGUACUGCCUUAAAGAUCCAGUACCGUUCUAAUGCCAUUUAGUCUUUCUGCUGCGAACUAUUUAAGGCAAUACAAUAUUCUGUAAAAGAAAAAAAAAGUGCAACCAAUUUUGUGAGGAUUGUCUGUUAGAAAAUGUAACUGCUCUGCCAUACUUAGGUGCAAGUGAAAUUGAAGGGUUAGAGACCAAGUAUCUGAAACAUGGGGUCUCAUCUUGCUGUCCUUCACUCUCUGCUCUGAUUACAGUUACCCUCAUCCAUGAGUGUGAUUCUGUUUUCCCUAACUUGUAUUUUAUUUUGAAAAGGAAAUGCAUGUCCUCUCAAAGGAACAUAUUGAGGAGCCCUGAAAGUUGUCCUAUUUGUUUCUCCCCCCUUCCCCCCUCUUCAAUUUCACUUUUGAUAAGCAAACCAAAAUGGGCACAUUUCUAAUCAGCUUUCCUAUUUUAUUUUUAAAUUAUGUUUCCUGUUCAUUGAUUUGUACAGAUUCUUUAUUAUCAUCGUUCUUUCCAUAUGUUUGUAUUAAUUUGUAAGAGUAUGCAUCUCUAAAAUGGCAAGGUUUCAAUAUUUUUACAACUCACUCGUGGUUUUCCGCAUUCUUUGUACCACACGUGAAAGAAAACUUUUAUGCAAGGUCUUGUGUUUCAAGAGAGCUUUGCGAAUAUUUUGUAUAUGACAGUCUCACUCAGAAACUGUUUUUUCCACAAUUUAAGGUGUAGUAUUAAUAGGUGAAAACCAGCUUUCUAGAGAGGAUAAACUUGCAUAUUUAUUUUUAGUGAUAUAAAAGUAGCAAUAUUCUUGGAGACUGAUAACCAUAGCGUUAAUACGCCCAUUGUAGUCACUUAAAUUGGGGUUCAUUUCAGCAAACUUGCUGAAUUUUCUGAAGGAGCGAAAUACUGUGUUGGCAAAUUACUGUUUACUUGAUAACAGUGUUUUAACAAGCAGCGACGUUGUAAGUAGUCUCAGUGCAUAUCUUGUGUAGUCCCUAUGCAAUAAUAGUAUAGUGUUAAAUGUAAUCUAUCUGGCCUACGUGUUUUAUACAGCUGACAUACGGUGUUAAGAGCCAGGCUGUUGAAUGGAAUUUCUCAGUAGCAGCCUACAAUUGAAUAGCAAGGGGCAUAAAGCAUAUCCAUUCGAAGAUGACGUGCCUUAAAUAUAGCAGUAGUCUUUUUUGGACUAGCACUGACUGAACUAUAAUAUAGGAGACAGUUCAAGAUGGUAUCUAUAGUCAAGAGGAUCAUGGAGCAUGGUGCCUAUGUAGACAAUAUAAGAGCUUCCAAUUUUCCUUCAGAUAUUUUAAUAUUAAAUAUAUUUUAGUGACAGAGUGCCAACCUCUUUCAUCAGGAAACCUGAUUCAGGAGGGUUUUUUGUUUUUUUUUUUUUUUUUUUUUUUUUUUUUUUUUUUUUUUUUUUUUUUUUUUAAGGAAAACGAGUUUAAAUAUCAAAUCUGAAUUGGUGGAUGGGGUAUUGGAUGGUUCAAAGCGAAGGUGUGAUUGUCAGGUGUUUGAAUGGAUGGCUUCCAUGAAAAUAAUCGACUGCAUAGUUCCCAUGCACGUCGGGCAACGAGAAUCCUUGGAGACAUUGAUGAUGCUAUCAGUUUAUAGCUUAUUACUUAAGGGGGUAGGGAAAAUUAAUUCCAUUCUUUCAGUCCCCUAAUUGUAUAGCUCUUUUCCUAGAAUAGUGAUGCAGAUUUGCAUGAACAGCUAACUGUACCAUAGUGUUCAUUGAUACAAUCAUAGCAUUGUCUGGUUUUCUCUCAUAUCUCUAUGGGGGGAGGGGAGCGGGUGAAGAAGUCAAAGAUCGCGAUGGUAUGAUGCUUCUUUUCUUUAGCUGAUUUUGAGGGUUCUUAAAAAUGGUGCAAGGUUGCGUAGCCCCUGGUCCAGGGAAGGUGACCAGGGCCAAGUGACCUCAUAGAAAGCUCUGUUGAGGGGAAGCAUGGCAUCUUGUACCACUGUCCUGACUUUCGCAACUCCUGAGCUCACUGUUGCCUGCUUCCCCAUCCCCCUCUUCUUAAGAGACAAUUUCUGGGAUUGGCGGGUGAGUAAGCCCAGGAGAAUGCUGCAGCCUCGGGGGUGGUUUUAUUUCUUUCUUUUUGCCAAAUCGAGUGUGGAUUUGUUGUAGGGACUAGUUAAGCCAAGAAGCGGUGGUUUGGGUCGCCGUUUGUGAUGAGAGAAUGAUCCACACCACUCCCCCCAUCCCUGAGAGCAGACUGGUGCCUCGGGGUUGGGCCUCCAUGUGGAGGGACCAAAAUGCCAAACUUGCCCACCUGCCUCUGGGUAAGGCAACGGAAACACCAAACCUUUUGACUUUGCCAAAAACCCUACAACCAACCUGGUCAUACAUAGGAUGACAAAGUUCUUUCUGGUUGUUUUUUAAAUAAUAAAGCAAUAGAACAAAUAAAAUACAUAGGAAGUUAAGAGAUAUAAAAUAAAGCACAAAGGAAUGCACUUAUUAAUAUUUUUUAAAAAUGCACUGGGGAAAAGUUGGUGUUGAUAACAGUAUAUUAAAAAAACCCUAUGUCUUGAAAAAAUGACAAAUGACUGUCUCUUGCGGACGCUUGGUACUGUAAUGUUAAUAUAUAGUCACCUGCUGUUGGAUGCAGCAAUAAUUUCUGUAUGGUCCAUAGCACUGUAUAUUAUGGAUCGAUAUUAAUGUAUCCGAUGAAAUAAUUGAACUGUUGUUCUUGAUAGCCUCAUUAAAGCAUUUGGUUUUUCACAUA
Messenger RNA from Lynx canadensis (Canada lynx), 4929 nucleotides. It is a transcript of the gene MITF, whose product is annotated as melanocyte inducing transcription factor. The transcript has 10 exons. Gene Ontology annotation, cellular component: nucleus. Gene Ontology annotation, biological process: regulation of transcription by RNA polymerase II; melanocyte differentiation. The coding region runs from base 134 to 1717 and encodes 527 amino acids. Lineage: Eukaryota; Metazoa; Chordata; Mammalia; Carnivora; Felidae. The record is from RefSeq and is a predicted model, not a curated record. Gene Ontology annotation, molecular function: DNA-binding transcription factor activity, RNA polymerase II-specific; RNA polymerase II cis-regulatory region sequence-specific DNA binding; protein dimerization activity.